AUUUCUCUGAUCGUCAAUGGAUAUGGCAGCGAAGCCACUAGAUUAAUUGCACAUGGACGUCAUCGGGUUGAGUUACUCGGACGAUCUGAAUCCAAAUACGAUGAACUUAUAAUUUUGAUGACCUGUCAAUGAAUAAAGAAAAGGAAAAAGGAAAAACAAAACAAAAGAGUGGACAUGAUUGACUGCCACAUCCAAAGCUAGUACAUGACCUCCACCAUGGCUCGCCCAACAGCGCACUCUGAACACUGAUCCUUGCAACAAUGGAGGACGGCGAGCGCCAACACGUGGUUCUCUUCCCCUUCAUGGCCCAGGGUCACAUCACUCCCUUCGUCGCCCUCGCCGAGCUCCUCCGCCGCCGUUGUCCCACUCUCAUCGUCACUCUGGUCAGCACCCCUCUCAACAUACAAAAGAUUAAAAGUUCGUCCUGCCCUCCCUCCCUCUCUUCGAUUCGACUUCGCUCCAUUCCUUUCUCCCCCGCCGCCCACGGACUCCCCCCUGAAGCUGAGACCACCGGGGCCAUCCCCUUCCACCAGAUCGUCACUCUCCUCCAUGCCUCCCGGUCCCUCCAGCCCGCUUUCGAGCAGCUCAUCGAAGACAUAACGCAGGAAGACGGCCGUCCGCCUCUCUGCAUCAUCGCUGAUAACUUCUUUGCAUGGAGCGUCCACGUUGCGCGCCGUUUCGGAGCUUUUCAUUCCAUAUUUUUCACCAGCGGAGCUUAUGGCACGACCGUUGACUCCUCGCUGUGGACUCACCUACCCCACAGAAAGACAAAUUCCGACGAGUUCCCGCUACCUGAGUUCCCCGAUACCAUCAUCCACCGCUCGCAGCUCCCGAAGCACCUGCUCAUGGCCGACGGCACCGAUCCUUGGUCGGACUUCCUUCAGGGACAGAUAUCUCUCUCGUCGGAAACCGACGCCGUGAUCAUCAACACCGUCGAAGAGGUGGAGAAGACUGGGUUGCGGAUGCUUCGCAAAGUGCUUCCGUGUCCCGUUUGGCCCGUCGGUCCAGUGCUCUCUUCCCCUUCUUCAGCCAGCGCUGGUAACGAUCACAUCAUGAAAUGGUUGGAUUCUCAACCGCCGGCAUCCGUGUUGUACAUCUCAUUCGGCUCGCAGAACACCAUCGCCGCGCCGCAGAUGAAGGAGCUGGCGAUGGGGCUGGAGGCGAGCAGGACCCGGUUCUUGUGGGUCAUCAGGCCUCCUGUGGGGUUCGAUGUCAAGGGGGAGUUCAAGGCGGAGUGGCUGCCGGAGAAGUUCGAGGAGCGGAUGAGAGACGAAGGGACAGGGGUGUUGGUGCACGGGUGGGCACCGCAGCUGGAGAUCUUGUCGCACGCGUCGACGGGCGGGUUCCUGAGCCACUGCGGGUGGAACUCGGUGCUGGAGAGCUUGAGCCGAGGCGUGCCGAUCGUCGCGUGGCCCCUAUCGGGGGAUCAGCUGUACAACGCGAAGAUCAUGGAGGAGGAGCUGGGGGUAUGCGUGGAGGUAGCGAGGGGGAACAUGGAGAGCUCCAAGGCGGACAGGGUGGUGGUGGAGAAGGUGGUAAAAGAGGUGAUGCACGGAGGACAAAGGGGGAAGGAGAUAAGGAGGAGGGUGGAGGAAGUAAGGGGGCUGAUGAAAGAGGCAUGGAGGGACGGACCCGGGUCGUCGGUGAAGGGGUUGAGCGAGUUCUUCCGAGCUGCGGCUUCCAUGAGAGGUGCGGGGCUGAAGAUGUGACGCCUACAUUUGCGGUACCAAGUGGACUCCG
This is a messenger RNA of Musa acuminata subsp. malaccensis (wild Malaysian banana), 1740 nucleotides long. Its product is annotated as UDP-glycosyltransferase 92A1-like. Lineage: Eukaryota; Viridiplantae; Streptophyta; Magnoliopsida; Zingiberales; Musaceae. The record is from RefSeq and is a predicted model, not a curated record. Gene Ontology annotation, molecular function: UDP-glucosyltransferase activity.